AUGGAUGAGGACGUGGUACGAUGGUUCGCCGAGCAAGUCGCGGGCCCAGGCGAGGAGGACGAUGCGGAAUAUUCCACCGGCCACUGGCCGCUCUGGUACGUGCCGGAGAACUGCACUGGCGCCUUCCGAGCUGGGAGCCCCGCCCGGAGACAGGAGCUCUACCAGCACAUCGUGAACAUGUGCCGCCUGGGCGACCCCUGCACGAUGAUGGUUCUCGCGAGACAGGCAGUUCCCUUGUACUCGCUCUUCUUUGACCUGGACAUCUUCGGUGGGGAGAAUGACUGUUAUGGAGAUGAGAGUGUUCACGAUGCUAUCUGGGAAUUUGGGGACAUGCUGCUCCUGCGCGGCAUGGCGCACGCCUUGUUGAAGAUCUACCCGCAGUUGUCUGGUGGGUUGGAGGUUGCUGCGUUCCACUCGUCAGGGAUGAGCCGCGAGAAGCAGCGCUUCAAGGCAUCCUACCACGUCACCUUCCCGGACAUCAUCGUGGAUCGGCUGGUGAUGUGCAAGGAGAAGCAGCUGCCUGGUGAGCCCGGGGCAAACCCGUCUGCGCAUAUGAUCUGCCGAGAUCAGGUCCUCUGUUACUUCGCCAAGCGGCAGGACGACACCUUCGGUCUCCGUGAUGACAGGAUAGCUGAGCUCAAGAAGAGGCUCGACGACCUCUGCGACCACGAGGCGGUCGGUGAGGGAGAUGAGGCGAGUGGGAGGAACGACUGGCAGGAGGUCUUUGACGAGAAUGCGCUGUGGCACGACCCGCGGCCCGGUCGACGGACCGGAUUCCGGCUGCCCUUCACCGACAAGGUGGUGGACGAGGUGAGCAACCCCAUCUUCGAGGGGCGUCCAAAGCUUCCCUUGGGGCGGUGGAUCGUGCGAGGUUCCGGGGAGGAGGCGCUGGAGGAUUUGGUGGUGGAGCCUCUCCCGCAGCUCACUGACACCGAGUGGGUGCAGCUGGGUGACAUCUCCUAUUGCAAAGCAGCUGAGCCGACCCACUUGCGGAAGGACUUGGUCGACGAGCAGGUGGACCUCUCCUGGGAUGGCGACUGCCCAUGCCUGGUGUGCAACGGCCUGCGGUGA
Molecule: messenger RNA, 1071 nt
Organism: Symbiodinium natans
Lineage: Eukaryota; Dinophyceae; Suessiales; Symbiodiniaceae
Source: the annotation of a GenBank genome assembly